UCAACUGUAAUGUCAUCCAAUCAGAGUUAGAGAGGGAAAGUGCCUUUGCAAAUAUAUACUGCAUCUGAGAUCGACGUUUUCUGAGACACUCCUCAACUGUUCAGGCAGUCUGAGCCUACUGCAGAAGUACCUUCAGUUGCAGCACCAUGAACAAAAGCGGUUUUCUUAUUUUCUGCCUUAUCCUUCUGACUCUGAGUCAAGGCAUACCUCUCUCUAGGAAUACACGCUGUUCCUGCAUCGAGAUCAGUAAUGGAUCUGUUAAUCCAAGGUCCUUAGAAAAACUUGAAGUGAUUCCUGCAAGUCAAUCCUGCCCACGUGUUGAGAUUAUUGCCACAAUGAAAAAGAAUGGGGAGAAAAGAUGUCUGAAUCCAGAAUCUAAGACCAUCAAGAAUUUACUGAAAGCAAUUAACAAGCAAAGGACUAAAAGAUCUCCUCGAACACAGAAAGAGGCAUAAUCACUGCACUACUGAUAAGGAUGGACCAGAGAGAAGCUACCUCUACAACUGUUUCCCUGUGUACAGUAUAUGUCAAGCCCUAAUUGUCCGUGGACUUCGGUUUUCCUAAAAGGUGACCAAGCCAGUCACCAAAUCAGCUGCUACUACUCCUGCAAGGGAGAGGGUGGCUCAUCACCCUGAGCUGUUCAGUAGUAACUCUGCCCGGGCACUAUAACUGUAAGCUACACCGAGGCACUACUUUCUCAGUCAAUGUGCUAAGUCCCAGCCUUGCUACUGACAGUUUCCUCCCCUUUCCAAUCUUUCUAGGUAAUUAAGGGAUCUUUCCAGCUCUGGGCUUAUUAGAGACCUUAGGAUCUCAAAUAACUAAGAGAUACUCAAACCAAUAACACAAUCUGCUUUUUAAAGAAAGAUCUUUAUUCCAGGAGCUUCCACUGCCACCCCUCCAAGGGGCCUGUAUUCUUUCAGGUGUUAUGCACAUAGUUCCAAAUAUAUAGAAGCAGCCAGAAAUAUCUGGAAAUGUAGGUGAAAAUAGUAGUACUUAGUCAAAAACUAUACAAAGUAGAAUUCUUAAAGAUAUAUGUUUUUUAUAUGAUUUUCAGUGUUCAUGGAAUAACGUAUACAACUAUUAACUUGUGUAAUUAUUGCAAUGGAAUAAAUUUUUAAAUUUAGAUACAUGUUCUGCAUGCUAUGUAAGACAAAUAUGCUAAAUGAUUUCCAAAAUAAAAGUAAUGUUCUCUCUUAGAAAAACUAAGAAAGAUUAUGUAAUUGUUUAGAAGCCAAAAACAUAAUAAAUAAUUAUAACUAA
This is a messenger RNA of Bubalus bubalis (water buffalo), 1260 nucleotides long. It is a transcript of the gene CXCL10, whose product is annotated as C-X-C motif chemokine ligand 10. Lineage: Eukaryota; Metazoa; Chordata; Mammalia; Artiodactyla; Bovidae. The coding region runs from base 147 to 455 and encodes 102 amino acids. Gene Ontology annotation, cellular component: extracellular region. The record is from RefSeq and is a predicted model, not a curated record. The transcript is spliced from 4 exons. Gene Ontology annotation, molecular function: CXCR chemokine receptor binding; chemokine activity. Gene Ontology annotation, biological process: chemokine-mediated signaling pathway; neutrophil chemotaxis; antimicrobial humoral immune response mediated by antimicrobial peptide.